AUGGCGUCUCGCGGGUUUUGUGCAGCGCUCCUGCUGCUUUCCUUCGGACUUAUAAUGUGCCUCCAAGCGGUCCCGUCUCAGAGCGUCCGAUGCUACUCCAGGCCUCUCGCGCCUUGCGACUUCGUGGUGAAAGGAAGUGCAGGAGUUGUGCCACAGUAUCGCGUGGUGUCGUUUCUUGGAAACAAGCUGCUCAGCCGCACCCCCAUCAUCCACAAGUCUGGCGAUCUUGUCAUCACUGCUUCUUCAGAUGACUGCACGUUCGUGAACUCGGGUGCGAGUUGCGAGAACCGUUUCUUCUUCAUGCCGCCAGGCAACGACUACAACAAGACCAACUUUAUCGGGCAACACCCCAUUGCACGCACUGGCCUUGCGGUAUACAAGCAGCAGUGCGUUCUUCUGUACAUGAACAACGCUCUCCUGGCGAGGGCUGGGUGGCUCAAUAACGGGGACAACAAGCGCAAGUUUCCCCAGGCUCGUCGCUGUUUUGCACCAUGUAAGAACGAACUGCUUAUUGUCUGUUCCAGCUGUCCUUUCCCAUUUUGCUCAUCCGUUUCCGUGGCUACCCGCGCAACUUUCGGCAAAGGCUGCACGUCGGUAGAGGCCGAAAUUCGCCAUUCACGAGCUGCCUCCAACUUCUGCCAUUUUCACAAGCAUAGAAUGACGAAGAUGGUGUGGCGGAUAAGCUGGUCUGUGUCACUCACGCUCCUCCUCGUGUCGCUAGUCGCAGCCUUGUCGCACAGCGACACGCCCACGAAUCUGAUCCUCAAUGGCGACAUGGAAGAGCCCGGUGUACGCGGCGACGCCAGCGUCGCAGGCCCGCUCACGCGCCGCCACAGGAAACGCCUCCCCUCCGCGUGGCACCUAGUUUCCGGGUCGAUUAAGUACGUGCGCCUCGAGCACUGGCCCGCAGCCUCCGGCGAUCAUAGCAUCGCUCUCAACGGCCACGGACCUGCGACUCUCGCGCAGCGUGUGGUAACCCGACCAGGCGAAUUCUACUUCGUGCACUUCGACCUCACUGGCGAUCCCGGUUUGGAAGACGAGGGCGCCGUGCGAUCGCUGCGGGUCAGCGUGAUAGACGAGGACAGUGGGGCGCCGGUUACCGCGCGAACAUACGAAUUCGACACCUUUUCGCACGGAGGUGCAGAGGAGGCGAAACGCAGUCGCGAAGGGAUGGGGUGGCGGUCGCACACGCUCGCGUUUGAAGCACCUGGCGUCGCUGUCACUCUGCUGUUCGCGUCGACAACUCCCGGAAUUCACGGCCCCGUUAUUGACAACGUGCGAGUGCACAAACAAAAUGCCACGUCAGCGUUCCUCCACUCGCCCAAUACGCUCUACCAUUCCCCCACAAUCGACACCGUGGGACCCGCCGCCACUCCCGAGGCGUGCGGGCGACGCUGCCUCGAGAUUCCCGACUGCCGCGGCUUCUCUAUUGACAUCCCCGUUCCCGGUUUAAGCGACGGUAUGGUACAGUGCCAUUUGAAGAUGCUUAUGAAGAAGCCAUCCAUGGUGGGGCAGAACCGAGCAGACUCGUACGUUCUGAAGCGCGCCGAGUGCUCGUUUGGGCACAGUAACGCGAUGCAAUGUCCGGACAUGCUGCCUAUAUCGGGGAUGCUGCCCAUGGCGUGUGUUGCGCACAAGUCGGCGAAGCGCCAGACAGAACACCCUUUCGCCGGAACCUGCAAGGCGCUAAAGCGGACGAAUCUGUGCCCAUUCGCGGGUGGUUACUUCGCUAAAGGGUUCGGUAAUAUCGGGAGCGCGGACGACUACAGGCGGUGCUCGUGCGUGGAGGGGUCGGGAGGAAUCGCGCGGUUGCAAUGCGGACACGUGGUGUAA
This is a messenger RNA of Closterium sp. Naga37s-1, 1833 nucleotides long. Lineage: Eukaryota; Viridiplantae; Streptophyta; Zygnematophyceae; Desmidiales; Closteriaceae. The record is from the annotation of a GenBank genome assembly.